GGUUGAAAGUAGUUAUGAAUGGAGCAGUGUUCUCUGUAAGAAGAAGAGGGGGGAAAAAAGGAAAACAAUUCUCAUCUUGAAUUAUUUUUAAAAACAGACUCUAUAGAGCUCGUGUGCAAUGCUUAGGACAUGAUCUAGCCAACUUUAAUACAGCGUGAAGUUUGUUUUGCAAUCAUUUGAAUACGUUUUAUUAAUUAGUGUAUGUUUUUCAAAUGAGAACGGCAAAGAAUUUCCAGUUGGAUGAAAGCGCCAGAGCCAGGUAAAUACUACGCAUAGCAACGUACUCACAAAUUCCAAGCUAAACAGGCGGAAUGGAUUGGAGAACUCGAAAGGCCUGUUCCAUGACACACGAACUGGAAUGAAGAACUCAUCAAGCGGUUACAUGACACUGGAGAGGAAAUAUUGCCAACAGUUUUGGAGAUAGUUCAAUCCUAUAACACAGCUGUUGAUCCACAUACACAUUCAUUGUUAUACCUUAUCAUGUAUUGAUUUAGAAAACAUUUCCUUUACUGAAAUGUGAUUUUAAUUUUAACUAAAAAAUGUUUUUAAAUUGCAAAAUUCGAACAAAAUAUUAAUUGGUAAAAUAUUUUUUGUCAGUCACAAAAUUAUUUUACGUUUAUGCAUUUUGAUUUAUAAUAAAUAUUUAUAUUUAUAAACUGAAGCUAUCAGUGCUAACCUUCAUUUUUUCGAAUGCUAUCUUGUUAAUUUUUGUCGCUGUUGAAGGUCAGAAUUGUUCAGACAUGGACGAACGUCCUACAUUGCAGAAUGGUUACCUUGGUGCCCAACCUUUGUUCAGUGAAUUUGGUCUGUUGGCCAAGUCUCACGCAGAACCAGAGUUUGAGACCAAUGAAAAUGAGUUUGUCAUCAAAUUAAAAGCUAGUCAGCCUGUCAAAAUUACCAGUAAAAUUGUGAGCGAUGAGACUGUAGGAGAUUCACAAGAGCGAGUGUUUAUUCAAACUCGUGGUGAGGACGUGAAUCUGUUGGUCAGCUUGGACAAGCCGGGCUAUCAUCGUCUGCAGAUCUAUGCACUUCCGGCUGCGGACGAUAGCAAACAACUUCCGGGUGUUUUCAACUAUUUGAUACACUGCACUGGCACACCAAGAAAGUCCCGUCUUUUCCCGAAACAGUUCGCUCAGUGGAAAGAUGGCUGCGUUCUACUCGAACCUUUUUCUCUGGCGGGGGACCACAUUAAAGGCGACGUUGUGUUCCGCCUCAUGGUCCCCAACGCCUUAGCGGUGGCAGUUACCAUCGAAGAGAACUGGUUUCAUCUGGACCCAGGAGACAAUGGAAUAUGGACCGGCAGAGUGAAUGAAAUCGAAAGGUUCAAGGGUCGAGGAGUUUAUGCUGUGCUCAAUGCGAACUUCAGCGAAGAAGAUGAGACCAAGUAUUCUUCUUUACUACAGUAUACACUAUAAACUAAUCAAUGAUAGAUAGAUAUUAGGACGGUGUUUUAACCUCCAUAAACAUUGUAAAACUCGCUGUAGAUAAGUGUGUUUUGUUUAUACAUUUUUUAUAAAUAUUCUAUAUAACACAUUGUAUAUUAAGUGUACGUUAACUUACAGUAUUUCAUUGAUAUUAAACGUUUCUUAAAUAAACGAUUCA
Messenger RNA from Biomphalaria glabrata, 1602 nucleotides. Its product is annotated as kyphoscoliosis peptidase-like. The record is from RefSeq and is a predicted model, not a curated record. The coding region runs from base 741 to 1415 and encodes 224 amino acids. NCBI's taxonomy places the organism in Eukaryota, Metazoa, Mollusca, Gastropoda, Planorbidae. The transcript is spliced from 2 exons.